AUGGCGUUUGUCAGGCCUAGGAACGUAGAGCCAAGUUUUGUAAAGACAGAAAACUACGAGACAGCUCUAGACAGAAAACUAAGAGACAGUUCUAGACAGAAAUCUAAGAGACAGACAGAAAACUACGAGACAGUUCUAGACAGAAAACUACGAGACAGUUCUAGACAGAAAUCUAAGAGACAGACAGAAAACUACGAGACAGCUCUAGACAGAAAACUACGAGACAGUUCUAGACAGAAAUCUAAGAGACAGACAGAAAACUACGAGACAGUUCUAGACAGAAAACUACAAGACAGUUCUAGACAGAAAACUACGAAACAGACAGAAAACUACGAGACAGCUCUAGACAGAAAACUAAGAGACAGUUCUAGACAGAAAUCUAAGAGACAGACAGAAAACUACGAGACAGCUCUAGACAGAAAACUAAGGGACACAGAAAACUACGAGACAGCUCUAGACAGAAAACUAAGGGACACAGAAAACUACGAGACAGCUCUAGACAGAAAACUAUGGGACACAGAAAACUACGAGACAGCUCUAGACAGAAAACUAUGGGACACAGAAAACUACGAGACAGCUCUAGACAGAAAACUAUGGGACACAGAAAACUACGAGACAGCUCUAGACAGAAAACAAUGGGACACAGAAAACUACGAGACAGCUCUAGACAGAAAACUAUGGGACACAGAAAACUACGAGACAGUUCUAGACAGAAAACUAUGGGACACAGAAAACUACGAGACAGCUCUAGACAGAAAACUAUGGGACACAGAAAACUACGAGACAGUUCUAGACAGAAAACUAUGGGACACAGAAAACUACGAGACAGCUCUAGACAGAAAACUAUGGGACACAGAAAACUACGAGACAGCUCUAGACAGAAAACUAUGGGACACAGAAAACUACGAGACAGCUCUAGACAGAAAACUAUGGGACACAGAAAACUACGAGACAGCUCUAGACAGAAAACAAUGGGACACAGAAAACUACGAGACAGCUCUAGACAGAAAACUAUGGGACACAGAAAACUACGAGACAGUUCUAGACAGAAAACUAUGGGACACAGAAAACUACGAGACAGCUCUAGACAGAAAACUAUGGGACACAGAAAACUACGAGACAGUUCUAGACAGAAAACUAUGGGACACAGAAAACUACGAGACAGCUCUAGACAGAAAACUAUGGGACACAGAAAACUACGAGACAGCUCUAGACAGAAAACUAUGGGACACAGAAAACUACGAGACAGCUCUAGACAGAAAACUAUGGGACACAGAAAACUACGAGACAGUUCUAGACAGCCUACGGCGUGAAGGGGGUGGGUGCUAA
Physella acuta is the source of this 1329-nucleotide messenger RNA. RefSeq names its product golgin subfamily A member 6-like protein 6. The record is from RefSeq and is a predicted model, not a curated record. Lineage: Eukaryota; Metazoa; Mollusca; Gastropoda; Physidae.